Diorhabda sublineata is the source of this 3532-nucleotide messenger RNA. RefSeq names its product probable ATP-dependent RNA helicase DHX34. The transcript is spliced from 8 exons. Gene Ontology annotation, molecular function: ATP binding; RNA binding. Bases 114 to 3506 code for a protein of 1130 amino acids. Gene Ontology annotation, biological process: nuclear-transcribed mRNA catabolic process, nonsense-mediated decay. Lineage: Eukaryota; Metazoa; Arthropoda; Insecta; Coleoptera; Chrysomelidae. The record is from RefSeq and is a predicted model, not a curated record. Gene Ontology annotation, cellular component: intracellular anatomical structure.
GUUUGACAGUGACAAGUGCAACAUAACCUUUAAUUUGCGUAUGCAUUGUAAAUAGUGAAAGUGUUAAAUAUAAAAAGCGAAUUAUAAAUAUACAACUUAUUAAUUAAUUGUAUAUGGAUUAUCAUAACCGUAAAUAUGAUAAAAGUCGAUAUAAACGAAGAAGAUCUAGAUCCCCAGGAGAAAGGGAGCCUCGAAAGAAAAAGAUUAUUACAGACUAUAAAUCUGAACUUUAUCGUUUCCUGGAAGAACAAACAAACAUUAGUAAAAUUGACGAUUUUUGGAAGUUUUACGAGAAAUAUGAAUCGGUACAAACUUUACGAAAACCAGAUGUAGAUAAAAGUAAAUUGUUGAAUAUAGACUUGAUAGACAGUGCUUCCGUAUUAUAUGAGACCCUGCCAGUUUUGGAUAGAAAAGGUCAUAGAGUGGAAAUAAAUGAAGCAGAUUUUAAAGAUUUUUUGCUUGUUAUAAGAAUAUAUCAAGACUUUCAACAAAAAACUUCCUUUUCUAAACUGAAGAAAUUAAAAUCAUUCCAAAACGAUCUUCCCAUAGCCCAACACAGAGAUGAAAUUAUACAGAAAUUAAGAGAAUGCAGAGUAAUUUUAAUAGCUGGUGAUACAGGCUGUGGAAAAUCAACACAAGUUCCACAAUAUAUUCUAGAAGCUGGAUACAAAAAAAUUGUAUGUACGCAACCAAGAAGAAUAGCAUGUGUGAGUUUAGCAAAAAGAGUUGCAUAUGAAACUUUGACCGAUUAUAAAAAUACAGUUGGUUAUCAAAUUAGAUUUGAAAAGACUAAAAGAAGUGAUACAAAAAUAAUAUUUAUGACAGAAGGGCUUCUCCUGAGACAAGCCUCUGAAAAAGAAACAUUGGAAUCAUAUGAUGUUAUUGUCUUGGAUGAAGUACAUGAGAGAAAUUUGCAUGGAGAUUUUUUGAUAGGCAUAAUGAAAUGUUUACUCAGUCAAAGGAACAAUUUUAAAUUAAUACUGAUGUCAGCAACAAUAAACAUUGAAUUAUUUUCAAAAUAUUUUUCUGAAGAAAACAUUCAAGUAAUACAAGUACCUGGAAGGCUAUAUCCAAUCGAUAUCCAAUAUAGACCAAUAGUAAAAGAUCCUUUUGAAAGAAAAAAAGACAAACUAGAUUGUACUCCUUACUUACAAAUAUUACAAAUGAUCGAUGAAAAGUAUCUACCAAGUCAAAAAGGUGACAUGCUGAUAUUCCUUAACGGUUUUUCAGAAAUUUCAGUAUUAGCAGAUGCCAUUACAGAAUAUAGCCAAUUGAAAAAGAAUUGGAUCGUUCUGAUAUUACACAGUACAUUGUCAUUGGAAGAACAAGAUAAGGUAUUUGAUUAUCCCCCUGAAGGUGUUCGUAAAUGUAUCAUUUCAACAAAUAUAGCAGAAACGUCAGUUACCAUUGAUGGAAUUAGGUUUGUCAUAGACUCUGGAAAGGUUAAUAGGAUGAGCUAUAAUACUCAAUUAGGAGUUAACAAGUUGAGCGAAUGUAAUAUAUCUCAAGAUAGUGCCAAACAAAGAGCAGGUAGAGCUGGUCGUACUGGUCCUGGUGUAUGUUUCCGUUUGUAUUCUGAAGAUGAUCUAAAGAGUUUCGAAGCUUUUACUCCAGCUGAAAUUCAUCAAGUACCAUUAGACUCAUUGCUGUUACAUAUGAUUUCAUUGGGUCUUAGUGACAUUGAAAAUUUUCCUUUUAUCGAAAAACCGGCUACAAAAAGCUUGGAAGAGAGUUUGGAAAAACUGAAAUUUAUCGGAGCUUUAGAAUUAAAUAAGGAGUGUUUAUGUUUAACCCAAUUAGGGGAUUCUCUCAGUCAAUUACCUGUUGAUUUGACAAUAGGUAAGAUGUUGAUAACUUCCACAGUUUUUGGAAACGUAAAUGCAGUUUUAGCAUUAGCAUCUCUUCUCAGUGUACAAAAUCCAUUGACGCAACAGGCUCAAAGAAAUUUGGAAGCUCGUGACCUCAGAAAACCAUUGGAAUCGAAUCAUGGAGAUCCUAUAAGUCUGCUCAAUUUUUACAAGGAAUGGUUAACUAUAAAGCAAACAUCAACUCCAGCUAAAGGAUAUCACUCCAAAAGAGAUGGAGGAUAUAAUUCAAAAGUGUGGGCUAGAAAAAGAUGUAUAGAGGAGCAGAGAUUUUAUGAAGUGACAAAAUUGAUUGAACAAUUUAGAGAAAUUCUACAGGAAGCAGACCUUCUGCCCAAGUUAAUAGAGCCUGAUCUCAGUAGUGGAGAAAGAUCAAUAAGGUUUGGUGAACUAAAGCAACUAAAAUCGAUGCGAUAUCGAUUGAAGAACGAAGAGAAAUCGAGGAAUCGAAAACAAUUGAAAUAUGAAAUGCACGAUAACGAUGCUGGUAAUGAAGAUCAUGGAAAAGGAGAUAUCAGAGAUGUGGAAUUUAGGAUUUCUCAUGAUUUUAAGAGGCUUCAAAAACUUUUGAAUGAUGCAUCAGCUAACAGCUUUAAAGACCUUAUGAUGUUGAAAUUAAUCUUAACAAGCGGUCUCUACCCUCAGAUAGCUGUCGAAGAUGAAUUUAAUUCUUCAAAAACCGUCUUGGAACGAUUAUAUCACACCAAACAUAAAAAUUAUCUUUUUCUCAGACCAGAUAGUUACUUUGCUACAGAUCCGGAAAUAUUAGAAUUACACAAUGACGAUAUCGAAGUACCACCAGUUGGUUACUUUAGUAAGAGGCCGAUAAGUAGAAAACACCAAAUAUUGGUUUAUCAAACAAUAUUAGAAACAAAAAAAGUUUAUUUGGUGAAUACGAUGAGAAUGCCCGCAUUACAGACUCUACUACUAUUAGGAAAAACUGUUGCCACAAAUGAAACUUUUACGAAAUUUGUAGUUGACGAUUUUUUGCUUUUGGAUGCUCCUUAUUUUGGACAAGGUAAAGCAAUACUAUUAAAGGCGAUCGCUCUAAGAGAAAAAUGGAAAAACAAAUUAGAAUCUAAACUGAAAGAUCCCUCGAACACAAAAGUUGAUGAAAAGGAUAUUUUCUAUUUCACCGAAGAAUUAGUCGAUUAUAUGUCAUCAGUAAUCAGUUACAACAUUAAAAGAUUAUUACCGGCUGAUCUAAAAGAACUUUAUAACCAUGAUUGCGAAUUAUUCGAAAGUCACAAAAUUGCAGAAACCAGUAAAAACCCUUUUUGUGAAAAUUACCCCAUAACGAAGAAUUACCAAUAUGGAGGUAUAAAUGUUACUGAAAACGUCGUUUAUGGUUGUCUCCUUCAGGAACAGUGGGCUUAUGAAAUUGAAGAAACAGUUGCAAAUACGCCAUUCGUAUGCAAACAUUGCAACAAGUCUCGAUUGGGCUCUAGCUUAUUUGGAAAUAUUUUACAUGAAACAUUUUGCAAAUGUAGAAAAAUGAAUAGAAUUAGCCGCCAAGAUGAACAAGUAGUUGAAGUUGAAAUUGUUAAACCUAAUUCCAAACCUUUCCAUUGUACGUUCUGCGGGAAAGAUUUGUUGUUAUCACCUGUGGAUAUUUUAAAACAUAAAAAAUCUUGUAAAUAAAAUUAAAUAUCUUACUUAAUGAUAAA